This is a messenger RNA of Carassius auratus (goldfish), 961 nucleotides long. Its product is annotated as tctex1 domain-containing protein 1-A. The transcript has 2 exons. Lineage: Eukaryota; Metazoa; Chordata; Actinopteri; Cypriniformes; Cyprinidae. The record is from RefSeq and is a predicted model, not a curated record. Gene Ontology annotation, cellular component: cytoplasm; cytoplasmic dynein complex. Bases 117 to 653 code for a protein of 178 amino acids. Gene Ontology annotation, molecular function: dynein intermediate chain binding. Gene Ontology annotation, biological process: microtubule-based movement.
GCUUCAGGAGGGGGAGGAGCUUUAUGCAUUCUCCGCUUAGAUUUUAAAGCCUGGUGCCUCUAUCCAUUGAACACCAACUAAAAGAAGUUUAGCCAAGCAUCUGUUACAGAAAGAACAUGCAGAAAGAGGAGAAACAGUCGAACGGACCCCAAGAGAAAAGUAAAAGCAUCAUAAGAUGGAAAAUGUCCAAGGAAGACCCUCAAAGAAAGAGCAGGACAUCAUCACAGAUCCCCAUCCCAAGGAGAUGCAGCUUUAACCAGACGAAGAAGGAACCGAAAGGCCAAAAGUUACCAGACCGAGACGAGAAGCUCAUUAACUACCAGACCAUCGCAGAAAGACGGUUCUCCACUGAACGAGCUCGUGAAAUAAUCAAACACAUUGUUGAUGAAAGAUUGGAGUCUGUCGAGUACAGCUGCUCAUGCUCAGACAUCUCCAAAGAGCUGUCCGACUGUAUUAGGAUGGCUAUAAAGAAGCUGUUGUAUGAUCGAUAUAAGCUGGUCUGUUACGUGGCCAUCGGGCAGCUGAAGGAUUCGGUGGUGAACUGCUCCAGUAGAGCCAUCUGGAGUCCCACUUCAGACACAUUCACUGAAUACAUCUAUAAAAACAGAUCUUUGUUUGCCGUUUGCAUUUUGUUUGCAGUCUAUAAAGAGUAACGUAACUGGUCAACUGGAAUUAAAGUACAAUUUUAUGUAAGGUGACAUUAUGCACAUUAAAGUAGGUUGUUCAUUUAAAUACUCAAGAAUGUGUUAAACUUUUACAUAAAAAAACUAUAUAAUAAAACAUGUUUUUUACGUGAAAAUGCUAUUUCAUUCUUUCUCUACUUCAUAAUUUCAUGUUUAAAUCAAUGGUAUUUGAUAUUUCUUUGUAAUUAACUGUCAAAUUUACAAGCAACUUGAGUGAAAAUUGUUUUUACACCUUUUUUAAUUCAGUUUAUAACAUUAAAACAUUUGGACACACUUUA